Molecule: messenger RNA, 3429 nt
Organism: Paralichthys olivaceus (Japanese flounder)
Lineage: Eukaryota; Metazoa; Chordata; Actinopteri; Pleuronectiformes; Paralichthyidae
Source: RefSeq, a predicted model, not a curated record
CACUUCUUCGGUUUCUUCUUCGGGAUCCAGAUUCUCUUCGCUGCUGGAAACAUGGAACCAACUGUAAGAUUGUUUUUAAGCUUCCGCUCGACCUCUGACCUCACGUGUCAUCUCUUCAGGAUGAUAUUAGCAUUUCACACACGUGUGUUUGUUGAGAACGGAAUCAACAGAAGACAUGACGCAGACAUCUCUCACCCCGUCUACCUGCUGCUGGCUCCCAGAAUCCUUCGCUCUGGAGUCCCACCGUCACUCACCGUCUCCAUCCUCACCGACUCCGAGGUCGUCGUCUCUGCUCACAUCGUCCAUGGCAACCAGACGGUGUCCUCAGCUUCUGCCACAGUGGGAGGAGGUUCAACUCAGCAGCUGACGAUGCCUCCAAUCGUCAAGAGCAACUCCAGCUACGUGCACCCUUACACCCUGGAGGUCAAAGGUCACGAGGGGAGCCACCAACUCUUCUUCAACUCAACAGAACUACGCUUUGACCCCAAAGACGUCUCCACCUUCAUUCAGACGGACAAACGGAACUACCUGCCCGGGCAGGUGGUGAAGAUCCGAGCGGUGUCCAUUCAUCCCGAUGGGAAACCCUACGUCAGCCCAGUGGACGUCACCAUCGCGGAUCCGAGGGGAAACCUGCUCAGACAGUGGUUGUCUGUGGACGGCGUCCUCGGCGUCGUGUCCCGAGAGUUUCAGCUGUCAGAGAACCCUCCUCUGGGAGAGUGGACCAUCGUCGCUACAGUCGAUGGAGUCUCAAGCAAGAAGCAAAUCAACGUGGCUUAUUAUGUGCUGCCAAACUUUGAGGUGAUGAUCGACGUCCCCGAGGUCAUUUUCCAUGAAGACACAAUGUGGGGCUCCGUCACUGCCAAGUACAUGUACGGGAAACCUGUCCAAGGACACAUGUUUCUAACGUUCCUCCACCAUUUUCAUGGUAUCGUAGACGUGUACGAGGAAGAUAGAGAGAUCGACGGCACUGAGGACUUCAGCUUCUCUCUUCCUGACUUCCACUCAAUGAACAGAAGAGCUGUGGACUUUGAUUAUUACGAGGGAUACAUGGAGGAGCAGCAUCUCACGGUCGUGGUUAAUGUGACAGAACAUCUCACAGGUCUCACCUACAGCAGCUCGGCCGUGGUUUCUCUGGAACAAUACAAAUAUAAACUUUCCUUCCACGGCUAUUCCAAAAUGUUGAGGCCCUCAUUAAAGUUUGUUGCCACGCUGAAAAUAUCGACAUACAACAAUCAGCCUCUGUCCCUGGAGGAUCAGAGAAACACGGUCCAAGUGUCGGUGAUGCAGAGGAAGGAAAGUCCGUGGAACUGGAAAAUGGAUCAAGGGUUAGAAAUGAGGCCUCGAUCAUCGAACGUGUCGGGUCCUCAACAUCCGGAGCAGAUGCCCCUUAAACAAAUGGAGUUCCCGGUUCCUGCAGAUGGAGUCGUACCGCUCCACGUCCUGGUCAUGAAUGAAACUGAAACGCUCACUAUUGAUGCGUCGUUUGGAGACAGCCACAGCACUCUUCAGCUCUACAGGAGCUACACGUCACCCAGUCACACGUAUCUGCAGAUUCAGAAACCCUCCACACCUGCUGAGGUUGAUUCUCUCGUCCUGCUGCACAUCCAGAAGAAUUUUCCAGUGACAGAGAUUCACUACAUCGUGAAGUCCAGAGGUCGAGUUGUCUCUGCAGGAAAUAGCUCCGGGGACCUGACGCUGUUCCCUGAGGUCUCCUGGGCUCCUCUGGCCUGUGUCAUCGUCUUCUGUGUCCGUCCUGACGGAGAGAUCGUCAAUGAUGUCCUGCAGCUGCCAAUCAAACCAGCGCUACACAACCAGGUUUCUCUGAGCUGGAGCGACACUGUCACGCAGCCGGGCGAUGACGUCACUCUCAGGGUCAAGGUGGCGGAGCCGGGCUCUCUGGUCGGGAUCCUGGUGGUCGACAAGGCGACGCGGGGGAGGGGAUCAAACAACGACAUCACCAAGAUGAGGGUGAUGGAGGAGAUUAAGCAGUACAGCGUCUCCGCGGCUGACGCCUUCUCCGACAUGUUGACAAUGGGAGAUCCGCACUCCGUCUUCAAGAUUUGUGAUUUCGUGGCUCUGACCGAUGCCACUUUACACGAGAUGAAAAAUCCAAUGAGGCCUACAUUACCAGGGGAGGGAAUGUAUCACCUCACCCACGCGGACGAUCCACCGACGCAGCAACAGCAGGAUGCUCGAGAGCGCCAGAACUUUCCAGAGACCUGGAUGUGGCUGGACACCAACGUGAGUGACUCAGACACUAAAGAGUUACGUGUCACUGCACCAGACAGCAUCACAGCCUGGGUCGCCACCGCCUUCGUCAUGUCUGAGAACUUGGGACUGGGCGUCGUGGAAGAGCCGGCAGAGCUCACAGUGUUCCAGGACUUUUUCCUGUCCUUGAAUCUGCCGGCGUUCAUCAUCCGGGGAGAGGAGCUGCUGCUGGAGAUCGUCCUGUUCAACUACCUCCUGCACGACCUGGAGGUCAUGGUGACUGUGGCGCAGAGCGACACCUUUGAGUUCGUCUUCCCGGACAAUGAUGCGCUCUCCGUGCCAGGCGUCCGGCGGCUGUCCAUGGGGAGCCAGAGCGGGACGGCCGUCCUCGUUCCCAUCAGGCCGCUGGUCCUCGGAGAGAUCCCCAUCUCUGUGAAAGCCAAGUCGUACGCGGCGUCCGACUUUGUGCGCAGGAUGUUGCUCGUCAAGGCCGAGGGAAUCGAGCAGACGUUCUCGGCCUCGCUGCUGUUGGAGGUGUCUCCGUCACAGUCGAGCGUCUCCACGCACGUGUCCUUCACCUUACCAGCAGAUCUGGUGCAGGGCAGCGAGAGAGCUGUGGUGACGGUGGUCGACGGCGUCCCGACGUGGUCCUCCCCGGACGUCGGCCUGUCGUCGUCGUGGCAGCCUCGCUCUGCAGACAUAGAGAUGGUGGCCUACCUGCUGCUGACUCUGCAUAAGCUGGGUCGCACCGCGGAGGGCGUCGGCCUCCUCAAGUGGCUCAGUCGGCAGCGGAGCCACCGCGGAGGAUUCGGAAGCACUCAGGACACAAUCGUCGCCCUGCAGGCCUUGUCCACGCUCGCAGUGUUCGGCAACUCCCACCACUUCGACCUCGCCGUCCGAGUGACCAUGGAGUCGUCCACCGUCGCCUCGUUCAACAUCCACCAGAGCAACUACAUGCUGCUGCAGAGUCAGCAGCUGCAGCCACCGGAGGAGCUGCUCCUGCACGUGACGGCCGAGGGUCGUGGACUCGCUCUGUUUCAGCUCACCGUGUUUUACAACGUCAGGAACGAGAAGCUGAUGAGGCGCAGACGAGAGGUCGACGUGCACGAGGCCUUUUAUCUGCACACGGAGCUGCGGGACGUUGACAUGACGUCAUCAUAUCUGGACGUCUGCACCAGGUGAGCGGCUCGGCUCUGACACCCCCCCCACCCCCCACCUCGU